AUGACGACGAACAACGAGGAGGAAACCUUCUUGGACUCUCCAGAUGCUCCCAGUGCCCCUGAAGAACCCGAAAUCGACACGAUGAGCCCGGCUGCCGAGAGCACAUUGAGUCAGCCAAACCUGCCCUAUUCCCUCAACGAAGACAGCAUGAUGAAUGCCCAAGGGUCCAUGCGACGAAACGGAGAUGCUCGAAUGCUAUCCGAGGCUUUUUUGGACGACGGUGGCCCCAACCUUCCCCGGCACUCAUUGAUGGAUAUGGCCCUCAUGCAGGAUCCAACGAAUUUCAAGUCAGUGCAGCUACAGCUGGAAGAUGCCAUGGAAAGCGUAGAGGAAGUGGAAUCCAACAGUGUGGGUCCGGAGUCAAUCGAUUAUGACACUCUGGAAAAUCAACUUGGGCAGAACAUGGCCCAAUACGCAUUGUACGAGCUGGUUACGCAAUUUCUCUAUGAUGGUUGCUGGUGGCUCUUCAAAUGGCCACGUCUUGCUAUUAGUUAUCUCUUGGGUCUGUUGGGCUGUAAACGGUGGUUUGGUUUGGAGGAUCCAGAGGAUGAAAAGAAGGAGUACCCUACUGUCUACAAGGCAAUGUCCGUGAAAGCCGCACAGGCAGCAAAUGCCAAUGUCGUGGCUGGGACUGGAGCCAUACAGGUGGCGGCUACCAAACAGUCCUCAACCAUGACAACCAGCUAUGCUGCAGCUUUGGCAGCUGGUAUAGCUAUUACGGCGGCAGCAUUAAUGUCUCGGAAUCCCACAGUAGGUCCUCCCACUGAUAUCUACUCGAGACCUCUGUGUAAUGACUCCUCCCUUGAGGACUAUGAUGUCAGAACAGGCAUUACCCGUCUUGUAAUGCAGAAUGUGACGUCAGUGGAAGUCAAUGCCAACAAAGAUGAGCUAGAACAGGCCUUCCGAGAUGCCUACAAUAACAUGACUGAUCCUUGUGAUGACGAGUAUGAGCGCCACUUGUUGGGAAGUGAAUUACUUGAGGUAGAGAAUGUCACUGAUGGAGACAUACCCCUGACUCUGACAGUCUGGGAAUCAAAGGUCAGUUGCAAUGGCUGCCCAGAUGAUAACCCCCUUUUUAACGAGGGCGACCCACCAAAUGACACUGAUGUCAACAACAGAUUCGAUGAGUUUGUGACUCGAUUCGCUCCGGAAGUUGCUUCAACUGUGGACAACUCUACCAAAAACGCAGCUGGCCCAACUACCAUAUCUACACCACCCGAGACAAGGAGCACUCCCAUUGUCUAUAUUGAUGCUGUAGAUCCAAACAACCCAGAUGUCAUUGUGGAUAGCCAAGGCACCAUGCCACAAAAAAUGGAAGUCCCAUCAAAGUCAAAUGUGAUCCCAAAUACCAACCUGGUUCCUCCUGAAAACACUGCGGAUCGAGACAAUGAACUGCAGGCAGAUCCAGCAGAUACCAAUGCCGAUGGCCGGCCCACCAACGCUACAGUAAAUAAUCAGGCACCAUCGAAUACAGACACGAACACUGAAAACAACCAAGCUCCAUCACCAUCGACCAGUAACAAGGAGAUGCCUUCCACUAGCAACAACAGCAACAACCCAUUGCCAACAGUGGGAAACGGUAACGACCAAACGCCAUCAUCAUCCUUCACCGGACUCUCUCCUACUGUUGUUGGACCCACGUUAGGGCAACUUCCUUCAAUCAUUUCAUCAGGUUCAGACCCAGCCACUAGCCUGCCUCUCCCUGAUACCCAAGGUUCGCCUGUAGCACCUUCAGGUAUCGUGAAUGGUGGUAAUAGGCAGCCCGCUGCUCCCACUGUCAUUGGAGCCACACUUGGGGAACCAGCAGCAACAGCAGUGGGCACCAAUUCACCAUCCAAUAACAACAUUGCCAUGCCCAGCAGCAUCAACAACAGCCCUGCUGCACCAUCUAGAAGCAUACCCAGAACACCCAGUGUUGCUUCCCCAACAGCUCAUUCCCAAACGGGCCCUCCUGUUGCAGCAACAGGCCCUUCUGGAGAUCCUGUUGGAAGCUUUCCCGUUGUCUCAACAGCUGUUGAUCAAAGCCCUUUGAUAUCUGCGGGCCAACCAUCUAAUCCCAGCAACCAAGUGGCACCAUCAGGACAGUCAAAUCCUUCACCUAUUUCAUCCAGCUCUCUGAAUCCCAGUGUGAUUUCACCCAAUGCACCCUCUAUGAUGCUGUCCACCAAGACAGCUGAAGGCCUGUUGAAGAACUAA
Seminavis robusta is the source of this 2196-nucleotide messenger RNA. Lineage: Eukaryota; Bacillariophyta; Bacillariophyceae; Naviculales; Naviculaceae. The record is from the annotation of a GenBank genome assembly.